Molecule: messenger RNA, 1608 nt
Organism: Lactuca virosa
Lineage: Eukaryota; Viridiplantae; Streptophyta; Magnoliopsida; Asterales; Asteraceae
Source: the annotation of a GenBank genome assembly
AUGGCCAUUUAUCUCCAAAUCCUCUUCUUCGCUCUCCUCCAUACUCCGCCAUGUUCCGCCACUGGUGGAUCCUGGUCCAUCCUCCUCCCAAGCAUCGGCAUCUCAGCGAUGCACAUGCAGCUUCUCCCAAAUGAUCGUGUUGUUAUGUUUGAUCGUACGGACUUUGGCACCUCCAGAAUCUCUCUUCCUAAUGGCAAAUGCCGCCACAACUCAACCGACUGCUCAGCCCAUUCCGUCGAGUAUGAUGUUGCAUCCAAUUCCAUACGUCCACUUAUGGUACUCACUGAUGUUUGGUGCUCAUCUGGAACUUUAAUGCCCAACGGAAGACUUACACAGACCGGAGGCUGGGGUGAUGGUUCUCAGGUUGUCCGAAUUUAUAGAUCAUGUGAUACAUGCGAUUGGCAAGAGAUACAAAAUGGUUUGAAUCAACCCAGAUGGUAUGCAACCAAUCAAAUACUGCCUGACAGUCGCCAAAUUAUUAUUGGUGGUCGUCAGACGUUUAACUAUGAGUUCUAUCCUAAGAUGUCGGCGACAGAGACCUCUUACAGUUUACCCUUUUUGGUUCAAACGAGUGACCUUAACAUUGAAAAUAAUCUGUACCCAUUUGUAUUUCUCAUUCCUGAUGGUAAUUUGUUCAUUUUUGCAAAUAAUCGUGCUAUUUUAUUCGACUAUUCAAGGAACAAAGUGGUCAGGAAUUACCCAACAAUGCCAGAUGGUCAACCAAGGAAUUACCCAAGCACGGGUUCUGCAGUUUUGUUACCUUUGCAGAUAAAGAAAGGGUCAGUGAAUACUGUUGAAGUAUUAGUUUGUGGGGGAGCACCCAUAGGAGCAUUCAUUAAUGCAUUAAAAGCAAAAUUUGAUAGAGCCUUGGAUACAUGUGGUCGGCUUAAAAUAUCAGACCAAAAUCCCGAAUGGCUCAUGGAAACCAUGCCUUUAGCUCGAGUAUUAGGUGACAUGUUGUUGCUACCGAAUGGACAUGUAUUGAAUAUUAAUGGUGCGUCUGCAGGGUCUGCAGGGUGGGAGCUUGGAAGGAACCCGGUUCUGAACCCAGUAGUUUACCGACCGGAGAACCCACUUGGGUCUAGAUUUCAAGUGCAAAACCCAAGCAACAAACCUCGAAUGUACCAUUCGACAGCGGUUUUGCUAAGAGAUGGUAGGGUUCUUGUAGGUGGAAGUAAUCCUCAUGAUAAAUAUGCAUUCACGGACGUACUUUACCCAACUGAAUUGAGCUUGGAGACAUUUGCGCCCUCUUAUCUGGAUCCAAGCUCAUCCAUAUUACGUCCUAAUAUUAUCUCGCCCAAACCCAAAGCUAAGAUGCACUACGGUGAACAAAUUAUCAUUAAGUUUACCAUAACAGGCCAUGUCAAUCUUAGUUUGAUCUCAGUGACAAUGAUAGCACCUUCAUUUAACACGCACUCGUUUUCUAUGAAUCAAAGGUUGUUGGUGCUUGACGGUGGUAACUCCACCAAGGCUGUCGUCGGACGGUCUUACUAUACAGUUGAAGUAACAGCGCCUCCAUCCGGUAACAUUGCUCCUGCUGGUGAUUAUCUUCUAUUUGUGGUACAUAAUGAAGUACCGAGUCCAGGCAUUUGGGUCCGAAUUCAGUGA